ACUUAUAUUUCGCUGCUCCGGCCGCUCUCCGCAUUGCCGCAGACCAGCCUCGCCGCGCGGGAGGCGGAGCGUCCUGGUGCCCGAGAAGCGGCGCGCUCUUCUGGGCGCGAGAGAGAAACCGGCGGGCCAGGAUUUUGCUGCAGAGGGAUUGCGGCGGAGCGUCGAGCUGCGUGCAGGACGACUUCAGGGGAGCCAUGGACAAAAUGAACAGUAUUCUGCUUACAAUAUUCAUUAUUGCAACUGUGUCCUGCAGUUCUGGCUAUGCACUCCGAUGUUACACUUGCGAACAAAGCCCCUUCCUGUGUAGGACAAACCUUACCUGUAGCUAUGAAGAAGAUGCUUGCUUGCAAAUUAGGUUUGUGCAUUUGAGAACCUAUAGCUGCUGGAAAAUGUCGCAGUGUACCACAGAACAAGUUGCCAAUUACUUUAACGCUGACAGUUUUAGAUUCCUUUGCUGCCAAAGAGAUCUCUGCAACAAAAGUUUAAACACCAUGAUCAGUACAGUUCCUCUAGCCAUUUCUGCAAUGACUGUGAUUUGGAUGAUGUUCCUGUGAUAUGGAGGUUUUAAAAAAUGUGUUGUCUAUACACAUCACACAUUCCCAUCCUUUUUUUAGUUGAUAUGUCUGCAGCAUUUGGAAAAGGGGUGCAUUGUCUUAAACCAGAAAAGUAUUCAGAUAUACAAAAGAGAAGGAGUUGCCAGGAAAGGUUAAAAUCCCCUUUUCAGAUAACUUGGAAAACACUCCUGAAUGAGAGAAACCCGUUCUGUAACAUAAUGUUCUCAGUCAGUGUAUUCUGAUGUCUUUUAGCAACUGAGCCACCUCCAUGGUUCUUAGGGCUGGUCAGCAGCCAUUGGAGGGGGGGGGGAGGCUGCUUCAACCUGCUCCAGAUGGCAGUUCUUAUGUAGAAACAAACACCUUCUUUCUUAGUUAUCUGGAAUCUUUCCUACCCAAUGCUUGCAGAGAUGAAAAGAGAACUGUAUGUAAAGAGCCAUCUACUUAAUGGACCUAAUACACGUAAAUCAUCCCUAUUUGUACGGCACAUUACAUUUCUAGGUGCUUGAUGGCAAAGCAGAGGCAUUCCCAAUAAAAUCAAAAGUAAGUCAGCAAGAAAAAAAAUUGACACCAACACAUGGCGCUUACUGGCUUAGACUAGCAUCCAAACCCCCUUGGCACCAGGCUAGGGGAGGUUCAGACUGGGCAGCAGUGUUUCUCUGCCUAGCUCUGCCAGUGAUUCCAAAAUCCCUCUGCUAGUGCAGAGCUUUUCAUUCUGCCUGCUGAAUGGGUGGACAGAAGUACUACUGGUGGGAUUCUCACCAGUGGUAGGCCACAGUAAGCCCCAAAAUUGGGCAUUCUGGCAGGAGCAGAGCCAGCUGGGAUCCUCAUUUGAUGGCAUCGGGCCCAAUCUGGGCCUGCUUGCUGCUUCCGUCUGGCACGCAGCAGUUUGCCCCCCCCACCCCCCCUUCCAUCUUGACUGACAUAAGCGACAGGGCAAUGGAUGCCAUGGUGGCUUCGCCAGUCCAUCUCAGUCCAUUGCUGCCUUCUCAGCCUCUUUAUCUUGCCCUCAGGACUCUCCCUAUCUUUGCUCCAUGCCUUCCUUGAAGCUGGAAUGGGUCCUUGACCUGUGAUAAUGCCUCCUGCUUCCUUCGAUGGAAAUGAUGUGCAUAGAAGCCUGCCCUAUAAAGAAAAGGAUUGUGUCUGCUGAUCACUUUGGUCUCUAGCCCUGCUCACCAUUGACAUGCUGUCCCUGGAAGGAGAAAAUUCAGCCCUUGGUCCAUGGGCAUAGCCAGGAUUUUUGUUGGGAGGGGCAGGCCUUUUGUUGGAGGGAGCAGAACCUCAGUUAACUAUGUAUUUUUAUUGAUUUAGGGGGGCAGCUGCCCCCUCUUGGCUACACCCAUGCCUUGGUCUGAAAAGAAUAUACCCUGACCCUUUCUUAGACUGUAGGUCAACUAGAUUCACAGGCAGCUUGUGUUGAUGACAAUGUUGUUGGUACUGUAGUUUGAUUUGGUCAAAGUCAUAUAUGAACAUCUGGAGCGAUGUUGAGUAAUCUGCCUCUGCUCAGCUUUCAAAUGCUAAAACACUACAACAAAAUGCUUGUAUCAUUGUUUCAUUUUCAGAAGCCUUGCUAUAAACGUGUAGUAGCCUAUAUCUGCUGUUUGAACACUUACUUCCUGAUCCUUAUAGCACACUUACAUGAAAUUCCCUCAUAUAGCAAUGAAGCUUACCUUCAGGAAGUGCGUUUAGAAUUGCAGCCUAAUGACAUUUCAACUUUGAGUUUAGUGUGAAGACUUUGUCCAAUGAGGAGAGACUCUUUAUACUGUAAUCAGAUGUGAAACGCAUGAGCCUACUAUUAGCUGGUAUAUAUGACGGCCUAUAGUUAUUACUCUUUCUAUAGUCAUUCAAGAAACAGAUGCACUUCUUGCCAUGUUUAUUUCAACUGCCAAUAUACUACUAGCAUUGCAAUAAAUACAGUUACUGUGAAUAAUGCUUAUAUACUAUGUAUAUAGCAGGGGUGGUGAAUCUGUGGCCCUCUGGAUGUUGUUGAAUUCCAGUUCCCAUUAUUCCUGACCAGUGGCCAUGCUUGUUGGGACUGAUGGUGUAACAACUUCAGGGCAGCCACAGGUUCUUGAUCCCUGCUAUAAAAAGCACACUGGCUUUGUUUACAAUUACGCCCACUGAAUAGACAGCAGCUACUUUUUAUAAUUCUUCUUUCUUCUGCAAUAGUUUUCCAUGCAUUGGUCUUCCAUGUUAUUUGUGUGUGUGUGUGUGUGUGUGUGUGUGUGUAUCCUUUCAGGUGGUAAUGGGCUAGUUGUGGGGACAAAAAGCUCUCCCUCCCCACACAAAAAAACCUUUAGUUGCUGUUAACUUUCACUCCAGGGUAGCACAUAUCUAAUUUUCAGCCGUUGUACGCAGAUAGUGCCACAUUUUCCAUUUAUACACUAUACAUGCUUCAUCAACAUGGAUUUGUUAAACAAACUGUUCAAUCACUUGGAACAUGACUGGUGAUGGUUCUUUUUUAAAUCAACAACUAUAAAACAGUAAAUAAAACACACCUCUGUGUAAUGUGUGGUUGUUUGGAAAUUAGGAACAUAAGAAGCUGCCUUCUAUGCAGCCUUAGCAAUGGUCUAUAUAGCUCGGCACCAACUUCCCCCAACCUGGGGCCAUCCAAAUGUUUUAGAUUACAACU
Zootoca vivipara (common lizard) is the source of this 3183-nucleotide messenger RNA. RefSeq names its product CD59 molecule (CD59 blood group) (gene CD59). The record is from RefSeq and is a predicted model, not a curated record. NCBI's taxonomy places the organism in Eukaryota, Metazoa, Chordata, Lepidosauria, Squamata, Lacertidae.